Messenger RNA from Babesia ovata, 471 nucleotides. RefSeq lists its product as hypothetical. The record is from RefSeq and is a predicted model, not a curated record. The transcript has a single exon. NCBI's taxonomy places the organism in Eukaryota, Apicomplexa, Aconoidasida, Piroplasmida, Babesiidae. Bases 1 to 471 code for a protein of 156 amino acids.
AUGCAGCUCAUUCCCGAAAUUAUGGAAGAACGAGACAAUCUCCCCGGCGGUGCGCGGCGUCCGUCUGGUGAUGCAGUUGAGCUGGGAGGACAGUGUGAGCAAGGGAUCCUCGCCGCCGCAGGUGGGACUGAGGAUGGUGUGGAGAUGUUUGCCAGUUUGGUGAGAUGCAGGCAAAUCCUCUUUUGUGAAUCCCAUGUUGACACGGCUCUUGAGACAGAUGUCACACGGGUCGAAGGGAUGCGUCUCGAACUUGGAGUCCGAGGCGUCAGUCAGGAAGUCCUGGAGGGGGGAGUUGGAGGGGACAUCAUGGCCAUACUCACAAUUCUGCCAGCAACCUUGCGUGGAGACUUGAGAACACUGCGACUUCAAGAACGCCAACUGGUGGUAGCAGGCGUAGACGUAGUCCCGCAGCUGGCAGAGGAGGGCGCAACAAUCAGGGUCAUUGGAUUGGUCGGAGUCCCUGGGCGUUGA